AUGGGCAACACGCAAUCCACAGUGCGCUACCUCGCGCCGGCGUCGUUCCUGUUCGACUUCGCAGCGCAGCAAUACGGCAUGUUUUCCAAACCCAACAUGCUCGACAUUCACAAUAAGAAUCUCGCGGCCUUCUCGCCGUACCCGUACGCGAUCGCGGGCUUCUUCUUCCCGCAGCAGCUGUUCCAGCUCGCGUGGCUGUGGAAGCUGUGGAACCAGGACGGCUCGGCUGCGGAUCGCAGCAUGAUGAACAGGUUUGCGUGGGUGUAUAGUUUGGGGAAUUUUUGUAUCGGGACGUGGAUGUUCUUCUGGAACGCAAACGACCUCGAGACGGCCAAUGUGUUCGUCAUCAUCAACACGGUCGCGCAGCUGGGCUACAUCGCCACAGCGCUCGAGCCGCUCGACACCCGCUCCACGCCCAACUGGCUCACCCACAUCGUCGCGAAGACGUUUGCGGGCAUCGGCGUCCUCGACCUGCUGCACAACACGUCAGCUGCGUACUACCGCGGGGUGCCACCCUCGGGGCUGGUACAGAUAGCGACGGGCGUCGCGUUCGCUGCGGCAGCUAGCGUCAGCGACUGGAUCUUCGGUGCGUGUCUGGUGUACGAUCUCGCUGCACUCGCGGUCGGGCAGGCGGGGACUAGCUGGGGCAGCCUGCUGGGCGGAUAUGCGGCGGCGACGGCGGGGAUUGUUGGGUUCAGGAACUACGUCUAUCCACGAUGGAAGGCGCAGAGGCAGGGGUACUCGAGUGUUGGUGACGGGGACAACGGCGGGUCUUCUUGA
Didymella exigua CBS 183.55 is the source of this 780-nucleotide messenger RNA. RefSeq lists its product as uncharacterized. The transcript has 3 exons. Bases 1 to 780 code for a protein of 259 amino acids. Lineage: Eukaryota; Fungi; Ascomycota; Dothideomycetes; Pleosporales; Didymellaceae. The record is from RefSeq and is a predicted model, not a curated record.